AUGGAUGCGGUCGAGUUGAACUAUCCAGUGGGUGUGGCGGCGGCGGCAGUCGGGGCAUCGAAAUUGGUCGGAUCGGAGAGGGUUGGUAGAGAUAGGGUUGCGGUUUUUGGAGUGGAGCCUCUGGUGAAGCCGGCGAGAGGUCUGCGUGAUGCAGGUGAAGGAAGUUCAGUCAAUGCUUUGAUUUCUGCUCCGUGGAAUAAUGGUCCAACCAUUGAAGUCUGUAAGAAGAAUAAUGAAGCAUCCAACAAUCAUAGAGAUGACUUAAGUAAGCACCUCUUUAGUAGUGAAACGAGUAGUCCAUCGUGGUUGCUGAAGUGUGACGAAGUGAAGGUAAAUAGAAAAGCUGGAAGAGUGUCAAAAGGUGGUAGUGGUUCUGCUAAAAGACCAAGGACAUCUCUGGUAGAAGAUGCUGCUGGUUUGACUGGGAUUGAUGAUACAAAAGAUUUGUUAGAUAAAACUCAAUUUGCGAGACAGAGGAACAACAGUAGCAGUAGGCGAGGUGACAGAAGAAAUUCCAAGAUUUCGCCGAAAGCAAAAUAUGAUCCAUUUUCAGUGAAAGGCAGUUUCCCAAGCUUUAGUUCAACUGCUGGUGCUAACAACUUUUCAGUGUUAUAUGGUCUGAAGACAGAUGUUCAUGAUAUCGCUGACCUUGUUGAUGAUUUAUCAUUGAAUGAUCUCCUUUCGGGCACUUAUCAGUGCCGCAGCUUAGGCAAAGAAAAGGGAAAGAAACCAGCAAAUUCCACAGAGUGUCUUCUACAAUCACUUAGAAAGGCUUGUUCCAUUCUUCAGGUCCCUAAACCUUUCCCAACCCAAAAUGCUACCGUGAUAGACAACUCUUUGAAUGAUACCACAGGAAUAUGUCCACCAAAUUCUCUCCCUCGUAGUGUAAGUGGAAAUACUGCAGAAACUACCCCCACAGAUUUGUCUUCUUCCGAUAAGGAUUCUUGCAGCAAUCCCGAGUCUUCUGCUCAAUUACUAGAUUUCCAAUUUGAUCAACCUAAAGAUACUUUACAAGGCCUGGCACUUGGACCAUCGAAGGACUUGGAGUCUUUGCUUCAGGAUGCUGGGAAGCCAGCUGCAUCUUCUAGGAGUACUGCACCUGACCCACGUCCAGGCCAGCAGUUGGCAAGCCUAGCUAGCUUGCCCCCUUUUCCUUGGUCACAGAAUUUUGGUGGACAUUGUAGGGCCUAUUCUGAUUCAGCUAAGUUGUUAACAAGUAGGAGCACAUGCCAAGGUAGAUGGGCAAAAAUAGACAACUGUAUUAGGUGUAUUGGUGCUCCUUCAACUAGCUUCACAAACCUCGAGUCUCUUGCUUAUGAUGAGGCCUUAGUUCCUUCAUCUGGCCCAAAGCCAGAAAGUGAUUAUAGAAGUGCUGCUGCAUCAAUGUCUUGUACAUGCAAUCACAGUUUAUCAACAACUUUGACUUCUCUGACAUCCCAAGUUUCUUCAGAAUCUGGGGGUGACAUGAAGACCAUCGGAAAAGCCGAACAUUGUCCAAAACUUGUAGCAGCUGCUCAAACCCUGGUAGACAUUGCUGCUCAUGGUUCGAAAAGCCUAAUAAACCACGAAAAAACAAUGAAAUGGCCAAAGCAACCUUCUCAGAAAGCCAUGAAGGCUUGCAAGUUGAAAUCCAAUGAGAAGCACGACUUAUUUAUAGCGUCAACUUCAUUAGUGGUGGGCCUGGUGGCAUCUGACCGUAUGAUCAGAGGCGGCACAAUGGAUCAAGUGAUGCCCUCCAAGAGGCCUAAGCUGUCUACUGUAGAGAGCAAAAGGUACCCUGACCACAUCAAUGGUAGCAUUAGAAAGGGAUCUUCAUUGCUUUGGUCUACCCCCAAAUCAAGUAGGUCUUCCUCCAGCAAGCCACUCGAGGACUCCAUUACUGGAAGUAGACAUUCAGCUGCCUACGUUCUACAGAAAACGUGCAUGAUGCCACCUCCUGCCAAAGCUUUGGGGAGAAGUUGCGGCAGCAGCAGCCAACCCAAGGUUCGUUUGAUGAGUUUUCUUCUCUCCUUUGAUCCUGAGAGUGGUGAAAGAGGGUUCCUUUGGAAGAGUACUGAUUCUCUUUCUGAAGUGAAAGUUGUCGGUGCUGCUGUGAUGUGGCCCAGAAAGGAACAGGAGUAG
Messenger RNA from Linum trigynum, 2121 nucleotides. Lineage: Eukaryota; Viridiplantae; Streptophyta; Magnoliopsida; Malpighiales; Linaceae. The record is from the annotation of a GenBank genome assembly.